Molecule: messenger RNA, 1608 nt
Organism: Wickerhamiella sorbophila
Lineage: Eukaryota; Fungi; Ascomycota; Dipodascomycetes; Dipodascales; Trichomonascaceae
Exons: 1
Coding region: 1-1608 (535 amino acids)
Biological process (GO): regulation of transcription by RNA polymerase II
Cellular component (GO): Rpd3S complex
Source: RefSeq, a predicted model, not a curated record
AUGGGAUGGGUGGAGCCAGAGGCUGCGGAGCAACGGCCAGGAGUCACGGGCUUUCCGAUCGAUUCGUUACCAGAAGAGUCAGUCAGGCGUAAAAGGCGCGUAGAAAAUGACUCAAACGGCUCGGUUUCGUCGCGCGCUUCGUCUGCCAAUAGUGCGAACAGCGAAACCAACACUCCCAUCCACUUAAAACUCGCGCUCAAGACGGAGCUGACUGACGAAGUACGACGUGAAUCAAGCAUAAGACGAUCUAGUAGAAAUCACUCACAACUCAACUACUACGAGCAGGCCAAAAUGGACAUGGGAAUAGAUGGAAAUGUUCCCGAGUCGCCGUCGCGAAGUGUAACUUCAACGCUUAGGUCUCAAGGGACCAACGGAACAGAUGAUAAUCAAAAAAACGGAUCAAGAUCUGUCAAGGUACGCAUUUCUCGUCGUCGAGAAGGCACAGACAACUCUCCAGUGCAACCCAAGAUCGAGCCUGACGUGGUCGAAGAUCUCUCAAUAGGCGAAUCCAAGUCCCAAAUCAUCAAUAACGACUACUGCGCUGCAUGCGGUGGCCAAGGAAAUUUUGUGUGUUGCGAAUCGUGCCCACGGUCGUUUCAUUUUACUUGUGUGGACCCUCCUCUGGAUGACAGCUUGCUGCCCGACGGGGCGUGGUACUGCCGACAGUGUGAAGCGAGAAGAAAACCACCGAUCCCGUAUGAAAAAUCGCUUUUUAGCGAGCUCCUGAACUUCCUGGACCGCACAAACCCGCGUCAGUUCAGACUACCCACUGGCCUGCAGACAUUUUUUGAGGGCGUUGGUGUGUCGCCCGACGGAACCUAUAUCGAUGAAACUAUGCUGCCUUCCAAAAAACCUAAGGACAUGGACGAGUCAAAACGUUUGGAAGAUAAGAAUGGGGAUAUUAUAAUCUGUUGCAAGUGCCUCAACACCGCCCUCCAAGGCCCAAUGAUAACUUGUGAUAAAUGCCAGACAGUUUGGCAUGUUGACUGUAUAGACCCCCCAGUGCAAAGUAUACCCAACCGGUGGAUAUGCCCCAACCAUCCUGAGAAGGCUGCCUCCUUACGACGCCGUCCAAGGAAGCCUGUUAUUGUUGAGUCGAAUCUAAAACGCGGCCUGAAGAACGACGGCCUCAUCGAAGUGGCUGAGGAAGAUGGAGAAUACGGACCGGUUCGACAAAUACCAUUCUUCAACGUAUACAAUACCUCAUCUGGAUUUGCCGCUCCUGUGAUCAAGAAAAGGGUUCAGAAAGUCAUUGAGGGUGAAGAUGGCGUCAUUUACAAACUACCUGCACAAGCCAUCAAACUUGACUUUAUAGAACUCGUGCGCAAGCAGAGAGAGAUGCUUUAUCCAGAAACAAAGGAACAGCGUCUGCUGGUAGCUCUAGAUGAGAUUGCCGCAAAGCCUGACGCUGAGCGCGAGGCAGUGCGUGAUCUGAUGUACCUCAAACUUCAGGGUCCAGCAACUUCUGCAGCUCAGGCUCAUGAAAAUUUGCUGAAAAUUGCCGAAGCUGCUGUUCGUGCUGACGACGAUGCUCAGUACGCAGCAAUCAAACGUUUGAUCGAAAUCAAGGGUAGAGACAAGCUGAUGGCGUUUUUGACAUCACCAUAG